This is a messenger RNA of Cervus elaphus (red deer), 7450 nucleotides long. It is a transcript of the gene GJC2, whose product is annotated as gap junction protein gamma 2. The transcript has 3 exons. Bases 5187 to 6473 code for a protein of 428 amino acids. Gene Ontology annotation, biological process: cell communication. The record is from RefSeq and is a predicted model, not a curated record. Lineage: Eukaryota; Metazoa; Chordata; Mammalia; Artiodactyla; Cervidae. Gene Ontology annotation, cellular component: connexin complex.
AGGGCGGCUGGGCGGGAGUGGGCAGUGGGACUGGGCAGGCGUCCUGGCAAGGGGUAGCACGGCUGAGGGACACAGCUGGUCCUGUGUUACGCUCAGCCUUCGGGGGAGCAGGCGUCAGGGCAGGACGGGGGUAUGCAGGGCAGGAAAAGUGACGCUGCCACAGACUGAAAGAUGGCAGAGUUUGGGGUGCAUUGGCUUUACUGUGGCAUUUUGGGGCAGCACCAGCAUAGGUGGCUAGGAGGGGUGGACAGUGGGACACCACAUGGGGUCUGAGGGGCGCAGCAUCCUGCUCUUGGCCAGCAGUGCCUGGGGAGGUCCUUGAGGGGCCCUGAGCUCAGGCAGGGGUCCUGCUUCAGCCUCCCGCCCUUGCUCCUCUUGACACCUCCCUCUGCCAAAGCCCAGUAUUCUGCGGCCCGGACUCCCCUGUGGCAGGAGCAGUCCCAGCCGCUCCUCCGCCGUGACUCACUCCCCAGGCUUGUCCCCACCACACCCUCCACCCCUGCAGGAAGCCCCUCGCUUCCCAGCUUCCAGGCUAGAAUGGAACAGAGGCGGCCCCGGUUCCUCAGCAGACCUGGCGCUGUGGCAGAGCUCCUUCCUUCUGAGCACGCAGUGGGGAAGCCUCACGUCCCAGAGGAAGGCCGCUGGAGGGGGUACAGGGCAGGAGGCGGUGUGCAUGCGUGUGUGUGAGAGAGAGAGUGAGGAUGAAGGAUGAGCGUGCAGAUGCAUGUGUAAGUGUGUGUAUCCAUGUGUGAGAGGAGGGCCUGCAGACCUGGUCAGCUCUGGAUUGGGUAGGAGCAGGUCAGGUAGUCAUCCCUCAGGACCCAUGAGGAUAUGGGUUUUGUUCUGAGAGCCCUGGGCUUCCUGGGACCCCACCUCGGGGUGCCUGCAGGAAGGGAAACGGGGUGGGCGACGGGGAGGGGCGCCUGGCCACUAACUGGUGUGGGGGCUGUGGGGUACACUGGGGUAGCUGGGGGCAGGUGAAUGUGGCAGAGGGGCCCCAGGCCUGGGUGCUGGGCACCUGAGGUGGGGGAGGUCUACACCUCACUGGCCGGGCAGUCCAGGCAGGACAUGACCAGGGCAUCUAGGACAGGGCCCCGGAGGAGGCAGGGGUGUGGAGGACAACCUGCAGAAGCGUCCCAGAGCUGACAAGGGGAGAUCUGAGCGUCUGAGGCCAGGCGGUGGGGAGAGCAGUCUUGGGGGCUUGGUGCCGGUGUAGGCAGGGAGAAAUCCCUCUGGGCAUGCGGCAUCAGGGCCCGAGCAGCGGGAGGCGCUGCAGCCUCACUCAGAACUGCCCCCGGCAGGGUCCUGGGGUGGGCAGGUGGGCACGCAGCAGGAGGGAGGCCCUAGCCUCGGAGGCCCACAGAGGUGGGUUUCCAGAACAGGCCCUGGUCCUUUAUGAAGACCGCAGUCUCCUGGGGUUGAGUCCACCUUGGGCCUCUUGAAGGUGCUCAUAUGUCAAGGAGGGACCACCAGUGUCCGCUGCAGCCAGGAGUCCUCAGGAAGGGGAAGAGGCUACCUGAGGUGCUGAGAUUCCCAGGGAAGGGUCCCACCAGUCCUCUUGGUGAGCCGAGCACCCCGGCAGCCCCCCCUCAGGCAGAGGAAGCCCGCCCGCAGCGCGAGGGGGCACAUGGAGGAAGCUAGGCCGGGGUGGGCGGGACGUGGCGGGGCAGGCCCGGCCUCACUGUGCUGCAGGAGGCGGCCCUGGGCACCUCUGGGUCUCGGUCUCUGACCAGCCCCUCAGGGCCUUCCUUCAUAGCCAGGGGUGGAAGGGGCUUGAAGGGGAGAGUGCCCAGCUGCCCACCUCUGCAGAAGCCGCUCUGUUGGUGCCAGAGCCAGGGGUAGAGGGCCCAGCUCACCCCAGCACAGGUCAUCCUGAUGCCCCUGGAGCCUACAGUGUGCCCUCCCGCCCUCCUCCCAGUAGGGUGCCUCAGGCAGCUCUGGGUGAAGAUGACCCCAGCCCCCUUCCCGGGGACCCCCAGCAUGUGCCCUGCUCACCGCCCAGUCACCCCUCGCCCCCCAACUCCACCCUCCACUGCCCCCUCCAGGGCCUGACCCCCACCCACACUUGCCCCCACCCCCUCGUACACCUGUCCUGCUGGCCCAGCCAGGGCUAAGCCCCCGCUGGCUGCCUCCUCCCGUUAGCACCAGGCAUCUGUGGGCCUGGCCGUUGCCUCCCACUUUUCCAGCUCUGUUGUGGUCCUUGUACCCCACAGCCCUGGGACUGGUCACCAGUGAAAGUCCCCGCACUGUACAUGAAGCCUCCAGACCCAGAGAAAUACGUUCCAGAUGGGAAAAGAUAGGGAGAAGGAGCUUGUAGUGAUGGGGUGGGAAGCCCCUUUAAAUAGGUUUCUUAUUUUACACCUGUGGUUCACAGAGAAAGUAUGACGAGACCAGGGGUGGUCUCGUUUGGCCCCAAACCUGGUGCCCCAGUGGCACGCUUGUCACAGUCGGCGCCAGUACUGAUGCGUCGCCAUUAACCAAAGGCGCCUCACUUUCCACCUGUGUGCUCCUGAGGUCCCCUGAGGGGUGACUGUCCCCAUGUCUCCUUGGCCCCUGCUGUGGGUGACUUCCUCAGACUUCCUUAGUGUCUGAUGCCUUUGGGAUUUUGAAGGUCAGGUAGUUUGUAAAACACCUCCUGGAACUUGUCUCAAUAUCUCUCAUGAUUGCCUGUGGUGAGGGUUUGGGAAGAAGGCCUCGGGGGCAGCGAGCUCUGUGCCCUCAGCUGGGCUUCUCACUUUGGGUGGGGUCCCUGUCACAGCCUGAUGCCUGUCAGGCACCCCUCCUUUCCUCCCUGCUCUGCUCUCUGGAGGAACACCCUCCUGGAGGCCACAGAGGCUGCACGAAUAUUUAGAGUUCCCUGCCCCCCCAUUUACGUAGUUAUUGUAUCAUUUGUAUCACUCGGGACUCAUAUUAUUUACCUUGGGCUAUAAUCUGUAAACUAAUCUAUAACAGUACUUUACUUUAUUGGCCAAAUUGAUCUGGUUUCAGACACUGGGCUCUACUUCCCUCAGCGCCCACGUUGUGUCCCUUUGAUUCACCUCCAUUAGUGUGUGUGUAUGUGCACGCGUGCACUUCCCUCAGCUCCCACAUUGUGUCCCUUUGACUCACCUCCAUCAGUGUGUGUGUGUGUGUGUGCACGCAUGUGCUUCCCUCAGGUCCCACGUUGUGUCCCUUUGACUCACCUCCAUUAGUGAAUGUGUGUGAGUGUGUGCUCGCGUGCGCUUCCCUCAGCACCCACGUCGUGUCCCUUUGACUCGCCUCCAUCAGAAUGUGUAUGUGUGUGCACACAUGUGCUCCCCUCAGCUCCCUCGUUGCAUCCCUUUGACUCGCCUCCAUUAGUGAGUGUGUGUGAGUGUGUGUGUGUGUGUUAGCACUUCCUUCCUCUGACACCAAGAGAUGCUUCAGAAUCGUUUCCUGCUGCUGCCCUGCAACCAGCUGUUUCUGCACUAGCCCAGUUUCCUUUAUUGGUGAGUGGGACCAAGGUGUGUUCAUCGCUGUGGGGUGUUUUUCCAUAUAGGCCUGACAGGCAUCGUGUAUAUGCACAUGUCUAUUCUUGUCCAUACUGAGCUGAAGGUGAGUUCAGACCCACAUAGCCAAUGCUGAGCCAUGACCGUGUGGAACAUUCCAGCCCGCUCCUCUCACUUGUCUGUGACCCCCACACAGUGAGAGCCCGGGCCUGCUCCCCAUUCACCCGUGGUUCGGUCCAAGUGCCCAGGAGCACAGCGCCCGGCAGGGUCAUGGGCUGGCCUCGGAGGGUGGAGGGGCUGGGCGAGGGGCGGGCUGUGGGCGGGGCAUGGGCCUGGCCGGGAUGGGUACAUAGCAGAAGCCUGAGCGGGGUGGUUUCCGCGUGUCGGGGAGCACAAGGGGGUUUCUGGUGCCGAUGGGGCCAGGUACGCUUGGCAUUUUACUCCAAAGUCGGGAGGAGUCGCAGGAGCACAGGUCGAUGGGCUUCUGAAGGUGCCCAGCGGAGGCGAGGUAGGCCCAAGGGACUGCAGGGCCUAGCGGGUCUGAUCAGCGUCUCUCCUGAAGAAGCAGAUGGAGUGUGGGGCAGAGAGCUGUCCAAUAUAAGCCCACCUGAGAUGGAAGUCAAUCUGGAGGGAAAUUUUGGGGUCUGGUCUUCUGGGAUUUGCUGUGCCUACUGGCAUCCGUGUGCCUAUGUGGAGGCGGCAGCUGGCACUAGAAGUCUGGAUUUGGGGAACCCCCAGGGCAUGGCACUUAAGGUGGUGCCCAGAGCUGGUCAGCAUCAGCCCCCUGAUCACAGGAAGAUCCUGCUGUGACUGCGUGUGUGACACAGGCAUGGGCCCCUGGAUCUAAAGAGCCAGAGCCUCUGCCACACACCCAGAGCUUGCCUGAGCUCCCCCACUGGCACUGGGGGAAGGCGGAGGUUUCCUCCCGCAAGGCUUGCAUCCUCUUUUCUCCGCAUGGCUCAUCUCUGGGGAGGCUCUAACUGCACCCGGGUCAGCCCGCCCGGGGCAAAGUGCCAUCCUCCACACCCUAGGGCAGGGUCCACCCAGUGCCAUGCUAGAGCUGGUCUCGAGAACAAUCGCCCCCACCCCUGACCCAGUGCGCGUCUCCUGGCAUUGUUCAUGGGCCUUGUGGGAGCGCUUACACCACGGGAAUCGGUGAACACUACACUAUGGCUCUUCCACCAAGAGCCAGUUGUUAAGUACCACACAUGGGGGGUCGGGAUUGUCCUGGUACCACCACCUUCCCUCCUGUUUCUCCACAGGCAUCCAUCUUGGAGGGGAGAAAAGUCGGGACUGCUCUGCCAUCCCUUUUCUGGGUUCCUGCACGGCAGGGCUGUGGGCCCCAGCCUCCUGUGAUGUGGGACUGUCGAGGUCAGGGAUGGGGUCAGGUCCUGAAAGAGGGCUGAGGUUCAAGCUGAGGAAGAACGUCCAGCUGAGUUCAGCAAGACCUUCGUGGGGGUCAUUCCUUCUUGAGGCAGAGGAAUCCCGGCUGCCCCCUCUUCCUGCCCCCACCCCUUGCUCCGGGAGAGGACCCAGCUCAAUAAAGAGGGCUGGGAGCCCUGAAUGCCCCUGCUGUUCCAUUCCACACCUGCCCGCGCUGCUUCCCAGGCCUGUUCCAGAAAGAGGGAGCCAAAAGCAUCAGGGGUCUUCAGCCCCUAAACUGCACAGGAGCAGGGUUGAGCUCCUGCUGGUGACCUGCAGGUCUUAUCCCCCGCCCCUAUGACCAACAUGAGCUGGAGCUUCCUGACGCGGCUGCUGGAAGAGAUCCACAACCACUCCACGUUCGUGGGGAAGGUGUGGCUCACGGUGCUGGUGGUCUUCCGCAUCGUGCUCACCGCCGUGGGCGGCGAGUCCAUCUACUCCGACGAGCAGACCAAGUUCACGUGCAACACGCGGCAGCCAGGCUGCGACAACGUCUGCUACGACGCCUUCGCACCCCUGUCGCACGUGCGCUUCUGGGUCUUCCAGAUUGUGGUCAUCUCCACGCCCUCCGUCAUGUACCUGGGCUACGCUGUGCACCGCCUGGCCCGCGCCUCCCAGGAUGAGCGCCGUCGCUCUCGCCGCCGCCCGGGCCGCCGCGCAGCCCGCGCGCCCCUGCCGUUGCCCCCACCGCCGCACCCGGGCUGGCCCGAGCCUGCCGACCUGGGCGAGGAGGAACCCAUGCUGGGCCUGGGCGAAGAGGACGAAGACCCGGGAGUGGCCGAGGGCCUGGGUGAGGAGGACGAGGCCGAGGACACGGGGGCGGCCAAGGGCGCAGGAGGGGACGCCAAGGUGGCUGCGGCCCCGGGUCCCGCGGGCCAGCAUGACGGGCGGCGGCGCAUCCAGCGCGAGGGCCUGAUGCGCGUGUACGUGGCCCAGCUGGUGGCGCGGGCCGCCUUCGAGGUGGCCUUCCUGGUGGGACAGUACCUUCUGUACGGCUUCGAGGUGCGGCCCUUCUUCGCGUGUAGCCGCCAGCCCUGUCCCCACGUGGUUGACUGCUUCGUGUCACGGCCCACUGAGAAGACAGUCUUCCUGCUGGUCAUGUACGUGGUCAGCUGCCUCUGUCUGCUGCUCAACCUCUGUGAGAUGGCGCACCUGGGUCUCGGCAGCGCGCAAGACGCUGUGCGCGGCCGCCGCCCACUGCCCCCCUCCCCCGGCGCCAUGCCCCGCCCGCCUCCCUGCGCUCUGCCCGCUGCGCCUUCAGGCCUGGCCUGUCCGCCUGACUAUAGCCUGGUGGUUCGCACGGCUGAGCGCGCACGCGCCCAGGACCAGGACCUAGCCAGCCUGGCCCUGCAGGCGCUGCAGGACCGGCGGGCACUCGGGGACCUCGACAGUCCACCCGUCCCGGGCCUCCCAGUGAACGCCCGGGGGCCCCCGAAGGCUGGCGCCCCUGCGUCAGGGUCGGGCAGUGCCACAUCAGGGGGCACUGUGGGGGGCCAGGGUCGGCAGGGGAUCAAACCCAGGAUGGGCUCAGAGAAGGGCAGUGGGAGCAGCAGCAGGGAGGGUAAGACCACCGUGUGGAUCUGAGGCCUCCCCUUGGCUGCUCUGCAUCUUCCCUCUCCCCAGGGCGGAGGCAGGGGGCUCUAGGGAGGGGCUGGACACCACCUAAGGUGCAGAGCACAACCUGCCCUCCUCUUCCUCAGCUGGCUGCUCACCCCCUCCGGAGGGGUACAGGGCACUGACCUUCUCUGCAUCAUCACCCCUCCCUGCCUGAGCCCUGUGUUCCUCCAGGGUAGGGUGGGCAGCCUGGGAACCAAGAAGGGUCCCCACCUCUGACCCAUAAGCCCUGAUGGGGGAUAGGACUGUGGCUGGGGCAUUGCCCGCCUCCCAGAGCCACCCAGCUGGCCCCCUCAGGACAAAGGGGCCCCCAGGCAGGAGCUCCACCCACUCCAGCCCUGCUUCCCUGCAGAAGCCAGGGCGUGACUGCCCAAGGGUGCCUGGCUUCCGUGUUGAGGGGUUCUGUGCUUAUUCCCACUUCCUGCCUAGCAAAUGGGGUUCUUUCCCUAGCACCCACACUCUUCUAGUCCAUGCUCUGGUUCUUGCAGAGCUAGAGGCAAUGCCAGGUCUUCCUGGCAUAGAAGGAAAAACAGUGAGCACGGUGGUCAGAGGCUGCAGCCAGUGCUGGUCGGCACUGCUUCAUGCCUCACCCCCACCAGGUCCCAAAUAUGAGCUGCCUUGAGUGCAGGUGGAACUGCACCCUGCUUCCUGCUUCCCGCCCAGACAGACCCGGGGCUAAGGCCUUGCAUGGGCUGGGGUGGAUGGGACCAUGCCCUCCCCAGCUCUGUGUGGCCCCUUCCUUGGGCACAUACUUGAAAUUCCGAAAAGACACUGGCCUCCCUUGCCACUCAGACCAACAGGGUGGUGGUCAGGGGCUAUGACUUUGGCCACGCUGAGGGAAGGGACUCUGAAGCUCCCGCCACAGCCUCUUCCCUCCAGCCCCCUCUUCAACUCAGACACAGCUUCCAAAACAAAGGGAGUGAAAUAAAACUAACUUUUGUUUACAA